Umbelopsis ramanniana AG is the source of this 1949-nucleotide messenger RNA. RefSeq lists its product as uncharacterized. The coding region runs from base 50 to 1756 and encodes 568 amino acids. The record is from RefSeq and is a predicted model, not a curated record. The transcript is spliced from 2 exons. Lineage: Eukaryota; Fungi; Mucoromycota; Umbelopsidomycetes; Umbelopsidales; Umbelopsidaceae.
UGCACCGAGCCCUUCAAACCCAUUCCUUCCUUUUCCCACCUUCACGGCUAUGAAGGUCCAACGAUUACAUCUGGGCAAAUCUGCCGCAGGGACACCUUUCUACAUGUAUCAAAUACCGACAAUGUCCUCAUCUGAAAACUUGAGAAAUUCUUUCUACCAAGUUGACAUCAUCGAAGCACUUUUCUUCGACCAGGAAUCUCGACUUGUUGACUACGUACCACCACAAUAUUUUCAAAGCGAGGGAUGCUAUUACUACAAAAAUGAACAAGGCGACAAAUAUCUUUUAGCGCAAGCCAUUGGUGAAGCUGCUGUAAAACUCAAUAAGUACCUUCUGGCUGAAAUCUGCAAGUUGAAGCGAGAAGACGUUUUGACUGGCGUAGCAGACAAGCUACUAGAAAGUGUUACACGAUUAACGAAAGCUGAGCAGCAUAUGGAAGACGAUUAUGAUAUGUCGCUCAUACCAGCAAGCCCUCCUUUUGAUCUACAUCCAGUCAAGCCUGAGCCUGAAUCGCCACCGCCCAAUCAUCUCGGAACUCCACCAGCAGAAAGAACACCUAAGCGGCGGCUUAAUAAUCCCAUGUCACUCGAUCAAUUAGUAUCUGAACAGGCGCAAGACAGGUUUUGCAGCGAUGAUGAUACCCUCAAACGACGAAGAUUAGCCCCAGAUUCAAAUGAAAGACCACAGAAUGGUCGUUUCAAGCAGACGAAAAGCGAAGAGAGGAUCGCAAACGGAUACCAAACCCACAAUGAUCAUCAUGCAAACGGCGAUUCGCCUGCUUUAGCACAUCCACAGCCCUUGUUACCCCGCCCAAGCAAUCCAGGAACAGCAACUUUAUUAUCUAAACGUUUAACUCCACGAAGUAACAAAAACGCUCGCAACCUAACCAUUUACGCACCUUCAUAUGCUGAGCAGCAUGCGUUGGGUAUCAAAUCUGCCCCACUACAUGCAACCCAUCAACAAAGUGCUCGCCACAAUCCAAACAAAAACUCAACAGACUCAUUACAUCCCAGACACGGUCACACAUUGGCACCUUUACUCUCGCCAAGGGCCCCCAUAGUCGCAUCACAGCGAGGAUUGCGUGGUUAUGGGCAUUCAGAAAGUCUUGCUCCCAAGUCAGCGGCCAAUGCUGGUACCUUUCCAUCGAUUCUCACAUCAUCCACUUCUUCACCACGAAAAGCCGAAUUUCCCAUACCACCCGUCGUUCCUUCUCAACAAGUGCAACAUUAUCAAAAUAUAGUCCCAAUUCCCUCUGUGUACGGACCUAUGUCAGCAAGAUCCGCCAGUGAUCAUACUCCCAAUGCAAUCCCAGCGGUGUCCACUCCCGGGACCGCAGCAGCCGCUAAUAUGCCACCGAAAACCCCUACUACUAAUUCAUUUGCGUCUCUCCAAAAACAGUCUUUCCUACAACCCUUUGAACACCUCUUCGAAAAUAUUGAAAUCACUCGAAGUUUGAAAUCCACUCUGGAUGAUCAAGUACGACGCUCCAGCUCCUUAAUGCAAUCUUUGCAAUCUCAUAACAGUGCGGUGGAAAAUAUGGUCAAGACUCAUAUGAAGGAAAUUCAACGAGAAAUAUCUGAUAAAAUCGACCAACGCUUUGACGAGGUCAUACAACGUAUAUCAGCUCUUGAGUCCACCGCUCCAGAUCAUCGUGAAUCUUCAGCAAAUUCGUCGACCUCGUCCGCCUCCAAUACUUCCCGAACACUUCCAUUUGAUGCAAGUCGUCAACCAGAUACCACCCAUAGGAAAAAGAAAUAGUUUAUAGUUACUUGCUUGAUUGAUCUAGCGAGUGUUUGAAUGUAGUAUGUCUCUCUUCGUUUCUUGAUUCCCCAAUUUCUUGUAAUCAUUAGUUUAUCUUUCCAUUUGCUUUCUUCGUUAUCUAUCUUCUCCUUAAAAAAAAACCUAUCAACUCAUCGCUCUAGCCGUCCAGGUAUUGAUACCAGCCGAGUAA